Molecule: messenger RNA, 1510 nt
Organism: Misgurnus anguillicaudatus (oriental weatherfish)
Lineage: Eukaryota; Metazoa; Chordata; Actinopteri; Cypriniformes; Cobitidae
Gene: ntmt1
Product: N-terminal Xaa-Pro-Lys N-methyltransferase 1
Biological process (GO): N-terminal protein amino acid methylation
Cellular component (GO): cytoplasm
Molecular function (GO): N-terminal protein N-methyltransferase activity
Source: RefSeq, a predicted model, not a curated record
CCUUUGUCCGACGAGACCUGCACGCAGAAGGCCGGAGAGGACAGCUAUUGAUUUGAUCAGGAGGUCAGGGGGUAGACAGCUGCAGGGCAAGAAUGGCGAGGGGAAAAACAAUGCAAAUGUGUUGGAGGAUGGGAAGGCCUUCAGGUACCAAUGCAGAAUACAAGUAGGAAGAAAAUGUGCUAAUGUUGUAUCUGAAAGUCUCCAGUCUGUCAUCCACUGUGUUGUGCACCUCUGACCACUGUGUGGCAUCGUCUUUAUUGCUGCUUUUGGUUGGCAGCUUUUGCUUGAUAAGACUACAAGAUUCCCAAGUGCCUGAAAGUUCACACCUGGAGAAGUGAGUGAGGGGGAGUUGCACAAAGAUGGAAAACCAUUUGGUAGAGAACGAGACAGCCUUUUACUCAAAGGCAGAGCACUACUGGAAGGAAGUCCCGCCUACUGUGGAUGGAAUGCUGGGGGGAUAUGGCGGCAUUUCAAGCAUUGACAUUAACGGUUCAAAAAAGUUUCUCAAAAACUUUCUUGGGGAAGGACAGGGCAAGACUGGCACAGGCUGUGCUCUGGAUUGCGGAGCUGGAAUUGGCCGUAUCACCAAACGUCUGCUCUUGCCGCUCUUCCGUACAGUGGACCUUGUGGAUGUGACGCAGGAGUUCCUGGAUAAAGCUCGUACCUACUUGGGUGAAGAUGGCAAGCGGGUAGAGAACUACUUUUGCUGUGGCCUGCAGGACUUCCAACCCCAGCCAGAGCGCUAUGAUGUUAUAUGGAUUCAGUGGGUUAUUGGUCACUUGACUGACAGUCACCUAGUGGAAUUUUUGAGGCGUUGCCGGAGCGGUCUGCGUCCAAAUGGCCUUAUUGUGGUGAAGGACAACGUUGCGUAUGAAGGUGUAGUACCUGAUGAGGUGGACAGCAGUGUAUGUCGGGACCUGAAUCUACUACGCCGCAUAGUGGACAGGGCUGGACUCAGCAUCGUCUAUGAGGAACAGCAGGAGAACUUCCCGGAGGAGAUCUAUCAGGUUCACACUUUAGCUCUCAGAUAACUGUAAGCAUUGAACAUUGAAGGUUCAAUGUUAGCCACAAAAAGCUACUUGGUACUGCCAAUGUUUCUGCUGUUUUAAGACUGAAACCUGACAAUGGAACUUUGGGAUUUUAAGGAGGGGGAUUUGUACCUUUCAACUUGGUAAUGUUACAGCUAGCGUUCAUCGCUGGCAGGUAUGUGAGUAAAUAAGUGGCUAAUGGUUUCCACGUGGUAGCUUUACACUCCGAUUUAUAGUUUUGAAUCUGUCCGAGCAGCUUUAUGAUAGACGAGUGGAAACAGCCACUGUACUGAAGACUUCAGAUUAUUUAAAACUGAGUUUAGCAUGUGUCUGUGAGACUAAAUGAUGUGGGUUGAACCUUUUAAUAAAUUAUUUGAGAAUUCAAGUCUAUACCUGUUCAUGUUACGAUUUAAGUUUUACAGCUGUUGACACACUGAAGUUAGCUGUGCUUUAUCUUGAAUAAACGAAUAUUUUGGAACAGA